This is a messenger RNA of Penaeus indicus, 1222 nucleotides long. RefSeq lists its product as uncharacterized. The record is from RefSeq and is a predicted model, not a curated record. The coding region runs from base 3 to 1208 and encodes 401 amino acids. Gene Ontology annotation, molecular function: sulfotransferase activity. Gene Ontology annotation, biological process: carbohydrate biosynthetic process. The transcript has 4 exons. Lineage: Eukaryota; Metazoa; Arthropoda; Malacostraca; Decapoda; Penaeidae. Gene Ontology annotation, cellular component: membrane.
GCAUGAGGAACUUAAUUACAGGCAAGGGAUGCGCGCUGUUUGCCGUCGCCGUGUGCGCUGCGCUGGCGGUCAGCCUCCACUCGCCCAGGGCUGCUCGGCGGCCGCGGCCCUCGCAGAUGGUUGGUGUCCCUGCACCCCCUGGCUCGAUCAACGCGUCCGCCGGGUCAGCAGCGGAAAAUUCAAGCGUCCCGACUGCGGCGCUGCACCAGCUGUUCCGCGAGCGGCGAAAACACCUGUUGGACAGAUGCCGACACCUGAACGUCACUGAUAAAUUCCACACAACGGCCUGGAAGGACUAUUUGACCAUGCAGGCUCCCGGCCCACUCCUGACGUGCGUGCCGCCCAAGGUAGGUUCGACCUCCUGGCACGCGCUCAACAGACGGCUGAGCCGAGGCCACGCCCCUGACCCCCGGCCGGCCUCCGCCAUCCUGGUCAGACAUCCGCUGUCCCGGCUGGCCUCCGCGUACAGAGACAAAUUCCUGGGCGGCGAGCCAAUCGGUCUGUACGACGGGGCCUGGAUACUGCGCACGGAGAGCAGAACGGCCUGGGUGGACAGAUGGCACUUGUACUGGCUUCCCACGCUCAUUUCCUCGGGCCAGGUGACGCCGACGAAGGAGUUCCUGGAGCUGGUGCGUCGGGAUGUGGAGGCCUUCGAGUUCGCCAGUGAGAACUACGUGAUUGAGAACAAUCGUGUUGUGAUCACGAGGAAGCACAGUUUUGCCGAGGACGAUAUUUCUGUAGGGAUGAAUAUGGUUUCGAAGGGGAGGCAGUAUGGUCUGGUCGAUGCCAUAGUGGCCACUUAUGGCUACAUGAACAAAACCUUGGUCGCCAAGUAUGGUAAUUCCUCUUUUACAUUUUUGGAAUUUCUGGAAUUCAUAGUUUGGUCGAGAGAUCACGGCGUUCUUGACCUACAUUGGUCGCCGUAUACAGAAUUAUGUGACCCGUGUAAGACAGACUACCAAUACAUUCUUCAUUUGGAAACGAUCGCGGAAGAGGCGAGGGUCCUUCUGAAGGACACCGGAUACCAGGAGGAAUUUCAGAUUGACACGAAACAUAGAACCAAAGGAUUCGUUCACACUGUCCACCCGGAUGACCUUCACUACUACAAGGACGUGCCCAAAAGUCUUCUGAAAGAAAUAUUACUCAUUUUUGAAUUCGAUUUCGACGUUUUCGGUUACAACGCAAAUGCUGUGGAGGAUUUUGAUUAAGGCGCACGUGUCUA